This is a messenger RNA of Elephantulus edwardii (Cape elephant shrew), 7293 nucleotides long. RefSeq names its product centrosomal protein 250kDa (gene CEP250). Gene Ontology annotation, biological process: cilium assembly. The coding region runs from base 1 to 7293 and encodes 2430 amino acids. The transcript is spliced from 32 exons. The record is from RefSeq and is a predicted model, not a curated record. NCBI's taxonomy places the organism in Eukaryota, Metazoa, Chordata, Mammalia, Macroscelidea, Macroscelididae.
AUGGAGACAGGAGGCCCUGGGCUGAACACCAUGAAGCCCAAGUCACUGCAGCUGGUGCUGGAAGGGCAAGUGCUGGCACUGCAGCAGCAGAUGGCAGAGAACCAGGCAGCCUCCUGGCAAAAGCUGAAGAGCUCCCAGGAGGCUCAGCAGAGGCAAGCAAUCCUCGUGAGGAAGCUGCAGGCCAAGGUGUUGCAGUACCGGAGUUGGUGCCAAGAGCUGGAGAAGCGUCUGGAAGCCACUGGGGGACCAAUCCCCCAGAGGUGGGAGACUGCGGAGGAACCAAAUCUGGAACAGCUGCUAAUCCGAUUGGAGGACGAGCAACAGAGGUGUGAGAGUCUAGCAGAGGUGAACACCCAGCUUCGGCUGCACAUGGAAAAAACUGACGUGGUGAAUAAAGCUCUGCGAGAAGAUGUGGAAAAAUUGACAGUGGACUGGAGCCGAGCCCGAGAUGAGCUAAUGAGGAAGGAGAGCCAGUGGCGAAUGGAGCAAGAGUUCUUCAAAGGCUACCUGAAAGGGGAGCAUGGUCGCCUUCUCAGCCUAUGGAGGGAGGUGGUGACCUUCCGACGCCACUUCCUGGAAAUGAAAUCAGCCACUGACAGAGAUCUGACAGAGCUAAAGGCCGAACACAUGAGACUUUCAGGGUCCUUAUUGACCUGUUGUCUGCGCUUGACGGUGGGAACACAGUCACGGGAAUCCAAUGGGUCUGGGAAACUGGAUGGGAAAGAGCCAGCCCAGUUACUGCUGCUAUUAGCCAAAACCCAGGAGCUGGAGAAGGAAGCCCAUGAGAAGAGCCAGGAGAUAUUACAGCUGAAGAGUCAAGGGGAUCUGGAGAAAGUCGAGCUUCAGGACCGGGUAACUGAACUCUCUGCCCUGCUGACCCAGUCUGAGAAGCAAAAUGAAGAAUAUGAAAAGAUGGUAAAGGCUCUGAGAGAAACAAUGGAGAUCCUGGAGACAAAUCAUGCAGAGUUAAUGGAACAUGAGGCAUCUCUGAGUAGGAAUGCUCAAGAAGAGAAGCUGUCUUUACAGCAGGUGAUCAAGGAUAUAACCCAGGCCAUGGUGGAAGAAGAGAGCAAUAUGACACAAGACUGUGGUCAGGAGAACUCCUUGGAAUUGGAUUCUAAUGGCUUCUCCUUCCAGCUUGAUUCACAAGACCCAGACAAGACUCUUAAUCUAGUACGUUCAGUACUGACCCAGAGACGCCUGGCUGUGCAGGACCUGCAACAACAGCUUUCCCACUGUCAUGAGGCUAUGAGCUACUUGCAGCUACAGCAUAACCGGUGGGAGGAAGAGGGCGAGGCCUUGCGCCAGCGGCUGCAGACACUGACUGGAGAGCGGGACACCCUGGCAGGGCAGACGGUGGACCUCCAGGGAGAGGUGGACUCUCUCAGCAGGGAACGAGAACUCUUGGAAAAGGCCAGGGAGGGGCUGCAGCAGCAACUGGAAGUGCUGGAGCAGGAGGCCUGGCGGCUUCGAAGGACAAACAUGGAGCUUCAGCUGCAGGGUGACUCUGCUCAGGGGGAGAAGGAGGAGCAGCAGGAGGAGCUUCACCUGGCCGUCCGAGAAAAGGAGCGCCUUCAGGAGGCGCUGGCGGGUCUGGAAGCCAAACAGUCGGAAUCCCUCAGUGAACUGAUCACUCUUCGGGAAGCCCUGGAGUCAAGUCACCUGGAAAGGGAGUUACUGAGGCAAGAGCAAGCGGAAGUGACUGCAGCAUUGGCUAGGGCAGAACAAUCCAUUGCAGAGCUGUCAAGUUCUGAGAACGGCCUGAAGACAGAGGUAGCUGAUCUCCAGGCAACAGCUGUCAAGCUCAGCGCCUUAAAUGAGGCUUUGGCCUUAGAUAAGAUUGGGCUGAACCAGCAGCUUCUCCAGUUAGAACAGGAGAACCAGUCUGUGUGCAGCAGAGUGGAGGCAGCGGAGCAGGCAAGAAAUGCCUUGCAGACGGACCUGGUGGAGGCAGAGAAGAGCCGGGAAGCCCUAUGGGAACAGAAGAUUCACCUAGAGGUACAGCUGCAGAAAGCGGAGGAAGCCAGAGCUGACCUGCAAGCAGAUCUCUGGAACAUCCGAGAAGAAAAGGAGGAAAUUCAGGGGAAACUAAGCGAGGUGUGCCACCAGCAGGAAGCUGCCACAACUCAGCUAGAACAGCUGCAGCAGGAGGCAAAACAACACGAGGAAGUGUUGGCCAGAGCGGUCCAGGAGAAGGAAGCCCUAGUACGAGAGAAGGCAGCUUUGGAGGUGCGGCUGCAGGCUGUGGAGCGAGACCGGCUGGGCCUCUCUGAGCAACUACGGGGGCUCAGCUCAGCCAAGGAGCUUCUAGAGAGCAGUCUCUUUGAGGCCCAGCAACAAAAUUCUCUGAUAGAGGUCACCAAGGGGCAGCUGGAGGUCCAGAUUCAAACUGUCACACAAGCCAAAGAUGUGAUCCAAGGGGAAGUGAGGUGCCUGAAGCUGGAACUGGACGGUGAACGGAACCGGGCAGAGCAGGAACGGGAUGCAGCCGUCAGACAGCUGGCCCAGGCUGAGCAAGAGAGCCAGGCUGCCCUGAGGCAGCAGAAGGCAACCCAUGAGGAGGAGGUGGACCGGCUCCAGGAGAAGUGGGAGAAAGAGCGCUCCUGGUACCAGCAGGAGCUAGAUAAGGCUGUGGAGGACCUAAAGAGGGAGAAAAUGGAGCUGGAAGUGAGGCUGAAGGAGCAGCAGGCAGAAACCGAGGCUGUCCGGGCACAGAAGGAGGAAGAGCGGGCCCAGGCCGAGAGUGCCCUGUGCCAGAUGCAACUCGAAACAGAGCAGGAGAGAGUGUCCCUCCUGGAGACUCUUCUGCGGACCCAGAAGGAACUGGCUGAUGCCAGCCAACAACUGGAACGGCUGAGGCAGGACAUGAAGGUUCAGAAGCUAAAGGAGCAGGAGACCAGCGGGAUGCUGCAGCACCAGCUCCAGGAGGCCCAGCGGGAGCUGGAGGAGGCGGCCCAGCAGCACCGAGAUAACCUCGCUGCUGUGCAAGCAGAAGGCAGCACCCUGCUGCAGGACAAGAUGGACCUGCAGAAGCAGGUGGAGGAUUUGAAAUCUCAGCUGGUUGUCAAGGAUGACUCAUGGAAGCUGAUGGAACAGGAGGUCCAGGAGAAGCUAAAAGAGUGUCAGGAAUAUAGCCAGAUUCAGAAGGAACUGGAAAGAGAAAAAGCCAGCCUAACUCAGGCACUGAUGGAAAAGGAACAGAGACUCUUUGUCUUGCAAGAAGCUGACUCUGUUCGACGGGAAGAGCUGAGCUCCUUGCGCCAGGACAUGCAGGAGGCCCAGGGAGGGCAGAAAGAGCUCAGUGCCCAGGUGGAAUUACUAAGGCAGGAGGUGAAGGCAAAGGAGGCCGACUUCCUGGCCCAGGAAACCCAGCUGCUGGAGGAGCUGGAGGCCUCCCGGAUCACAGAGCAGCAGCUGCGAGCUUCAUUAUGGGCCCAGGAAGCCAAGGGAGCCCAACUCCAGCUGCGACUGCGGAGCCUGGAGAGCCAGCUGGAGGCGCUGGCUGCCGAGCAGCAGCCCGGGCACCACGCCCAGGCCCAGCUGGCCAGCCUCUACUCUGUCCUACAGCAGACACUGGGAUCUAUUUGUGAGAGCAGGCCGGAGCUGAAUGGUGGAGGAGACUCUGCUCCCUCCCUGUGGGGCCCUGAGCCAGACCAGAAUGGAGUUAGAAGCAUCUUUAGAAGAGCGCCCCUCCUCACCGACUUCUCAGCUGAGGCGGUAGCAUCUGCUCUCCACAAGCUUCAACAAGACCUGUGGAAGACUCAACAAGCCCGGGAUGAUCUGAGGGAUCAGGCUCAGAAGCUGGAACAACAUCUAACUGUUACUGAGGCUGAGAAGAACCAGAGUCACACACAAUUGCAGGACCUACAGAUCCAGCUCUCCCAGCUCCAGGAAGAGAAGUCCAAGUGUGAAGGGAAACAGAGCUGCAUGGAAUCUGAGCUGAUGGAACUGCACGAAACUGUGACAUCUUUAAAGAGCAGCCUACAGCAAGCAGAGCUACGUGAACUUGAAGCCCAGAAUGAGCGAGAAUUACUUCAGGCAGCCAAUGAGCACCUGCUGACCCAGGUAGAACAUCUGCAAGCCUCCGUCACAGAAGCCAAGGCUCAGGCAAGUGUGGCUGGAGUCCUGGAAGAAGACCUGAGAACCGCCCGCUCAGCCCUGAAGCUGAAAAGUGAAGAGGUGGAGAGUGAGCGUGAACGAGCCCAGACCUUGCAAGAGCAGGGCGAGCUGAAGGUGGCUCAGGGGAAGGCUUUGCAGGAGAACCUGACUGUCCUCACCCAAACCCUAUCUGAGAAAGAAGAGGAGGUGAAGACUCUCCGGGGGAAAAUCCAGGAGCUGGAGACGCAACAGGAAAUGCAGAAGACUGCUCUGGAAGUGCUGUCUCUGGACCUAAAGGAGAGGAGUCAGGAGGUGGAUCUGCAGCAGGAGCAGAUUCAAGAGCUGGAAAGGUGUAGGUCUGUCUUAGAGCAUCUGCCGAUGGCUGUUCAGGAGCGUGAGCAGAAGCUGUCAGUGCAGAGAGAGCAGCUCAAAGAGCUCGAGAAGGACCGGGAGACCCAGAGGAACCUCCUGGAGCAUCAGCUUCUAGAACUUGAGAAGAAGGCCCAAGUGAUUGAGUCCCAGCGAGGCCAGAUUCAAGAUCUAAAAAAGCAGUUGGUCACUCUGGAAUGCCUGGCCCUGGAACUGGAAGAAAACCAUCACCAGAUGGAGUGCCAGCAAAAGGCAAUCGAGGAGCUGGAGAGCCACAGGGAGAUGCAGAGGGUGACCUUGACCCACAUGACCCUGGACCUGGAGGAAAGGGGCCAGGAGCUGCAGGUCCAGAGCAGCCAGAUCCGCGAGCUGGAGAACCACAGCUCCCUGCUGGCCGAGGAGCUUCGGGAGCGGGAGCAGCAGAUAAAGUGCCAACAGGAACAGAUCGAGGAGCUGCAGAGGCACCAGGAGCGUCUGACCCAGGAUCUCGAGAAGAGGGACCAGGAGCUGAGACUCCAGAAGGAGAGAAUUCAGGUCCUUGAGGAUCAAAGGACGCUGCAGACUAAGAUCCUGGAGGAGGACCUGGAACAGAUCAAGCUGUCCUUGAGGGAGCGGAGUCGGGAGCUGGCCUCUCAGAGGCCACACACGCAAGAGCGGGUAGAGGAGGGGAGGAGUCCAAACAAGGGUCAGCGCGGGAGCCUUGAGCACAUGAAGCUGAUCCUGCGCGACAAGGAGAAGGAGGUAGAGUGCCAGCAGGAGCACAUCCAGGAACUUCAAGAGCACAAGGAGCAGCUGGAGCAGCAACUCCAGGGCCUCCACAGGAAGAUGGGUGAGGCCAGCCUGCUCCUGACACAGCGAGAGCAGGAGAUGGUGGUCCUGCAACGGCACCUUCAGGAAGCCAGAGACCAAGGGGAGCUGAAAGAACAGUCGCUUCAGAGUCAGCUGGAAGAGGCCAGGAAGGCCCUGGACCAGAGGCAUCAGGAGCUGGAGGCCCUGCAACAGGAACAUCGGCAGACCCAGAGACGAGAGGAGAGUGUGAGGGAGCAGGUGAGCGUGCUCCAGGGAGAGCUGGAGCAGGCCCAUGUGACAAUAAAGGAGCGCCAGGAGGAGCUUGAGGACCACAAGGAGCAGAUGCAAAGGCUGCAGGAAGAACUGGCAGUGGAGGGUCAGCGGGUCCAGGCCCUGGAGGAGGUGAUGGGGGACCAGCGGGCUGAGUCUCGGGAGCAGGAGAAAGCGCUGCUAGCCCUCCAGCAGCAGUGUGCUGAGCAGGCGCAGGAACAUGAGGCGAAGGCCAGGGCCCUGCAGGACUGCUGGCUGCAGGCUGAGGCAAAGCUCAGGGAACGGGACCAGGAGCUGGAGGUCCUGCGGGCGGAGAGCCAGUCCUGUCAGCAUCGGGAGGAGGCCACGCGGGACCAGGUGGAGGCCCUCCAGGAGGCCCUCGCCAAGGCACAGACCACCCUUCAUGAAAAAGAGCAGCUUUUCCACGGACAAGCAGAGUUGAGCCACAGCCUGGAAGCCGGCACUGCCACCCUGCAGGCAACACUGGAUUCCUGCCAGACACGGAUCUGGCAGCUAGAGGAAACUCUGAGGAUCCGAGAAGAUGAACUGCAAGACCAGGGUCUUCGACACCAGGAGGCCACGCAGCAGCUCCAGCAGACACUUACCCAGAGGGAGGAAGAGCUGAGACAUCAGAAGGAACGGGGGCAGCUACUCGAGAAGUUUCUGGCCCAGAAAGACAAAGAGGAUAUAAUCCAGGGGGGCCAGGGAAAAGAAGAGCAAGAAAUGCGAGACCUUCGUGAGAAUCUAAGGGAAAUCCAGCUGACUCUCGCCCAAAAGGAAGAAGAGAUCUUGGAGCUGAAAGCAGCUCAGCAGAGGAGGAACUUGGAGGAGUCCCCCAAAAGCCACCAAACCUCCCCAGUGGGGGAGCCCUCUCCAACACUGGGUUCCAUCGGGCCCAGGAUGCAGCAGGAGCUAGAGCGACUCCAGGAAGCCCUGAAACAGACAGAGGCCAGGGAAAUCGAGUGGAGGGAGAAAGCCCGGGACCUGGCACUAUCCCUGGCCCAGAGCAAAGCCAGUAUCAGCAGUCUUCAGGACGUGGCGGUGCUCCUACAAUCCUCUGUCCUGGAGCGGGAUAGGGAGCAGCAGAGGCUUCAGGAGGAGCUGGAUCUCACCAGACAGGCUCUGGAAAAGGAGCGACUGUCCAGCCCAGGCCCUGCCAGAGCCGACCAGGGACCAGGAGUGGUCUCGGGAGUGGAGGCUGAGCCCAGUCCUGAGAUGGGUGAGAAGCAGAGACAAAGGCUGGAGCACCUACAACAGGCAGUGGCGCAGCUAGAGAUUGACCGGCACAGACUGCAGCGCUACAAUGUCCAGCUGCGGACCACUUUGGAGCAGGUUGAGCGAGAGCGAAGAAAGCUGAAGAAAGACUCCAUGCGUGCUUCCCGGACAAGAGUCCUAGAGAUGAGUGAAGCCACAGCACCGCCGGCCACACAGCAGGAUGGAAUUGGAGGACAGACAGGCUCCUUGAACACCAAGCUUGUGGCAGAACUGCAGAAAGAGGUGGCCCUGCUGCGAGCCCAGCUGGCCUUGGAGCGAAAGCAGAAGCAGGACUACAUCGCCCGCUCGGUGCAGACCAGCCGUGAGCUAGCAGGCCUGCACCAUAACCUCUCCCACUCACUCCUCGCUGUGGCUCAGACCCCCGAGGCCACUGUCCUGGAAGCUGAGACCCGCAAGUUGGACGAAUCCUUGACCCAAAGCUUGACAUCCCCAGGGCCAAUCUUGCUGCAUCCCAGCCCCAGUCCCAGUGCUGCCCAGGCCGCCUCCAGGUAG